UAUUUAUUUAACUAUCAAUCUUAACAUUCGCCUGCAAAAACAAAUGCAAAGCAACAACACGACUACGGGAUAGAAGUGCGAUAUGAAGCAAUUAGCCAAAGAUGGAAAAUGCAUAAAAAGCGUAAAAUGCAGUCAACCUAAUGUCGUCUAAUGCAAUGUGCGCAUAAGUAUAAACGCAGCGGGCGGAGAAAGCAGAAAUAUCGCAGUCCCAAAUUUGCUCGUGUGUGUAUGCGCGUGUGUGUGUAUGUGGUUACGUGCGUGUGUGUAUGUGCCUAUUAGUCAAACUUAGUUUCAUCCGUUUUGGCACGUUUGGCUGAAAAAUUUUAAUUCUGCUGUUUUAUAUUUUGAUUCAAAUCGGGCAUAUUUUAAAUUAAUGUAGUACAUUUCGGACACAUCGCAAAAUUAGCAAAAUUUGCUGACCACGCACACCUGCGACAAAAACGUUGGGCAAUAAAUUUAGGACCGAAAGUGACGCAAAAUCCAAACGCCAAGUGUAAGUGGAAGGCUUUCGCCUCGCGCUAAAAGCAACAACAACACCAACAGCCACAAGAUCGAGAAUAAUCAUUGCAAUAACAACAACGAAUCAGCUGUCAAACCGCUUCAAGAUGGCCAUACCGCCACCACCGGGUCCUCCGCCACCGCCAGGACCGCCACCGCCACCGGGCUUGAGCGGCCUCAAGCUAGGUGGUGGAGGAGGAGGAGGAGGAGGAGCGGAUCCACGGUCAGCUCUACUCAACUCCAUACAGAAGGGCACCAAGCUGCGCAAGACGACAACUGUGGACAAGAGUGGGCCAGCUCUGUCGGGGCGUGUCUGUGAUGGCGAUGCUGGAGCUGCACCGAAACGCAGCCUCAACAACAACAACAACAACAACAACAGCAUGAGCAGCAACAACAACAACAUGGGCAAUGGAGCACCCAAAUUGGGUGGCCUCUUCGAAGGCCUCUCACAGAUGCCAAAGCUGAAGCCAGUGAAUGGUGUCCGUGCGGCACCAGCUCCAGCGCCAGCGCCAGCAGCGGCAGCGGCAGCGGCGUCACCAGCAACACGCAGCAAUAGCCCCCCCACAGCCGCAGCAGCCAACAAUGGACCCAUGGACUUUAAUACGGAGCUCACCAAGCAUUUAACAUUGAAGCGUCAAAAGCAACAACAACAGCAACAACCACAGUCGAGCAACAGCAACAGCAACAACAGCACACAUAUCAAUGCAACCGAAGCAAAUCUGAGAACAAAUCGCGGACCACCACCGCAGCCGCCAAAGAACUCCAGCGAAUCCAUAUUGGAACGCAUGAACAUACCUCGCACAGCAGCUGCAACGCCCACAGCGACAUCAUCAUCGACGUCGGCGUCGCCGUCGUCGUCAGCGAGUGCCAAUGGCAAGGUAAAAGCCGCAUCGCCCACGCUCUCGGAGAGCGGCAGCAACAGCAGCGGCAGCGUGAAGAGCAAAGCGGCUAAUCUUAGUAUCUCGUUAGGCAAUAGUUUUGUAAAUAGUUCAAUUACAAAAACAACAACAACAAGCGCAACAACAACCGCCGCAACAGCAACAAACUCAAAUCGAACAACGUCGUCAACAACAACGGGAUCGGGAACGGGAACGGGAACGGGAGCGGGAGCAGGAGGCGGUCUGCGCAAUUUGGCGCCAAAUAAGUCAACGCUGUUCGGUGGUGCUUGUGGCACUGGUAGUUUUGUUAGCAGUGGUAGUGGUGGUGGUGGUGUUAGUAAUAAUUCGCCAGCGUCCACGCGCACACCACCCAUAGCGCAACAGCAACAGAAGCCAGCAAUUGGCUUUGGCAAGCCAAAUUUUGCGCCAAAGCCGCCGGGGCUGCAGCAGCUGGCGUUAGCCAAUGGGCAUCAGCGUCCAGCGGUGGCACGACAUCACAGCAUGAAGUCACCCAGAUCCCCACCGGCUGCUGGAGGCAUUAAUGGACCCGUUUUCUCAACGCAACAGCAUUUUGGCACAAUGCGCGCUCCGCUUCAGCAGACGCUGCUGCUGCAGUCCAGCGAAGGCAUCAGUGGCAGCACCAAUAGUAUCACGGGCAGCAUUCGCACUGCGCCCAAUCCGCCAAAGACACGUCCCUCGGUGAAGCCACCGCCGCCGCCGACUCCAUCGCGCAGCAUUUCGAACAGCAACCUGAGCAGCAUUGCGGCGCCGUUCAGUGCUGUGAAUACGGCGCUGGUGCAGAGUGCGACUAUUACGACGCCGGCGCCAUCACCGCCACCGUUGCAGCAGCCGCCCUCCAGUUCGAGCAGCUGCAGCAGCGUAGCCGCUCUGCGCGACCAAUUUCGCAUCAAUGGCAGCGGAACGCCGCCAACUCCGCCCAGCGGCAUCACAGCCAGUCCAAAGUCGUCGACAAUGCGUGAGAAGGUCAAUCCCAUUAUACUCAAUGGUGGCCCCAUCAAUCCGCCAGCACUGCCACCCCAUCGCAGCUGCCCGCCGCCCCCGCCACCGAUGCGACAGUCGAGCAACGGUGGAGCACAGCAACAGCAACAGCAGCAGGCACCAGUGCCGCCCCAACGCCAUUCAUCUAUACGGGCCAAUGCCCCGCUAACGCCGCCCACGCACAUGGCCAAUGCGACGCACAAUUUUGGCAGCAACGGUGGUCUGGCAACCGGAGCAGCAGCUGGAGCUGGAGCUGGAACUGGAACUGGAGCUGGAGUGGGAGGGAGUGCAUCAGUUGGUCGACUUGUCAUCGAUUUGGAGGCAAAGUUUGGCAAGAGAUUUCAUAAUGUUACCGAGUUCCCGAAACCGCCUCCGUUUCUAAAUAUACAAAAAGUCUAUCCUAGUCGCUCGCUUAAGGCAACCAAUGAAGCCGCUUUGGCGCCCAACAGCAAUAACAACAAUAAUAAUAACAACAACAACAACAGUACCGCUGCAUGCAACAACAAUGCAAAACCCACAACGGGACUGAAGCCCGCCUAUGCGCCUCUCAAAAAACAUCGCGCUCCCGCACCACCUCCACAGGCAGGCGUGGCCGCCGCUACAGUGUCUGUGAUAAGACAAUCCAGUUUUCUAUAUGGCGGCAAUGGCGCAGCAGGCGGCGGCGUCGGCGUCAGCAGCGCUACAAGUACUGUCAAUGUGCGGCCAAAAUCACAGCCGGCGUCCAGUGUGCCGCGCAAUUCAACGGUUUAUUAAUUGUAAACAUAACUGUAAAUUUCUAUCCCUGUUUAAGCUUUGUAUAUAUGUAUACGUAUUUAUGUGCGUGUGUAAGUGUAAGCGUGCAAGUCCUUACUGUUGUUAUUGUAUCGAGAUUGUAUAUGCGUGAGUGCGAUUCGGUGUGCGUGUGUGUGUAUGUGUGCAAAUGCAAAUGUGACAAGUGUCCCUGUAAAGUGUAUAAAAUAGAAACAGAACAAUAAUGACAUAAAACAAAUGCA
Drosophila mojavensis is the source of this 3367-nucleotide messenger RNA. It is a transcript of the gene Vrp1, whose product is annotated as WAS/WASL-interacting protein family member 2. The coding region runs from base 606 to 3128 and encodes 840 amino acids. The record is from RefSeq and is a predicted model, not a curated record. Gene Ontology annotation, molecular function: actin binding. NCBI's taxonomy places the organism in Eukaryota, Metazoa, Arthropoda, Insecta, Diptera, Drosophilidae. The transcript has 10 exons.